CUAACGAACAAUACUGUCCACUUCUUUCAAACAUCGCUAAUGGCUACCUGACAUAUCGAGGACCCCGGUCACUUGGUUCCUUGGCAACACUGCUCUGUAACCCUGGUUACGAAGCACUGAAAAGUAACCUGGCAUGUGCAACGAAGUCAACGGGCGUGGGAGCGUGGGAGUCUCCUGUCUGCAAAGCUUUGAGCGACUAUUGUCCACAAAUGUUCGUGGAAAACGGGAAAGUUGCGUACAACGGAUCGCGAACGGCCGGCAGCACUGCCACACCAGUGUGUAACCAUGGCUACGAGAUUGGAACUGCACCGCAUACGGCCACGUGCAAGCCACUGAGAGAAACACACGGCAUAUGGACCAACUCACUGAAAUGCUCCAGACGCCCACGCUACUGCCACGCCGUCAAUAUUACCUUUGGCAGCAUCUCGUACGACGGUCUCCAUGAGAUUGACUCCGUGGCAUCGCUCACCUGUUUCCACGGUUACGUUGCUGCCGGCGCUUCGACGAUGAAGUGCUUGGCGGGGAGUGCGGACGCCGGGCGAUGGAGUGAGGACCUGUCCUGCAGAGCUUUCUGCCCAGCGGGCGACGUGCCCAAUGGUGUACUGGCGUAUGUUCCGAGAACUCCCCAGGGCACGAAGACGCGGCUCACCUGUCAGCCCGGUCACGAAGCCGUGAACGGCACCGUUCACACGUGUGACGUCUACAACACAACACAUUCACACCUGUCCGGCAGGGCAGCCUGCAGAGCCAUUCCCGGUUUCUGCUCCGAGAUGCCCAGAGUCGAGGGUCGAUACGUGUACACGGACAACCGGGAGUUCGGAGCGGUCGCCACUCUGAUCUGCAAGCCCGGCUACGAGGCAAUUGCCGGCGAUACAUUCUACUGUGGUAACGAGGGAGCGUGGGACAGUAUCGGCAUCUGUACACUUAUUGAUAACUAUUGCCCGCUGAUCAACACCGACGCUGGAAGUGCUCGCUACACUGGCAAACGACGGUUAGGAUCCACGGUAGCAUUUUCAUGUGAGCUUGGUUACAACAACACCGGACCGUUCGAAUGCCAUCCCGGCAACAAAACAAGCGGGAACUGGUCCGGAAGCCAGGGUUGUCAGCUGAUCACCGACUUCUGUGCUUUGGAACUGAACAACACCGUCGGCGGUCAGAUUGAAUACCCGGCAAUCAAGUCGUUGGAUUCCAAAGCCGUACUGAGUUGUGGCAAAGGAUAUAAGCUGGAAAACACCCCAGACUACUUGUGCAUAGUGGCCGACGACAGCAACAGCACAGGGAUCUGGAACGGAACGGGAUUAUGCGAAGUUGACACGCAGGGAACGAAUGCCAGGGAGGGCUUCGACAUCCUUCUGCCAAGCGUUGCCGCCUCAAUCGCUUUCUUCAUCUGCUUCUGCAUCUCCAUGUGGGUUUGGCAGAAGAAAAAGGAAAAGAAAGGCAUUACUAAGAAGCACUCGUCACACAAUCGUCGCCAAAAAUCCAGGAGGCAUGCCGACCGCACCACCAUGGAUAACGACAAGGGCUACGAAUUCUGGCCUGGGCAGCAGGCCCAAGGCGGCAAAGCCUACGAGGAAAGCGCACUCACUAGGGGAGGAGAACUGCCGAAGCUUAAAGACGACGACGGUGACGUGGGCGUGCUUGCGAGCUGGUCGCGGCACAUGCCGCGAGGCGCCAGGAAACCGUCCACCGCCACUGACUUCAUCAACGACUUUGAUGGCGAGGAGGAUGAGAUGGCUGGAGAGUGGAUGCUGGGUGGCGACAACGGUCAGCAGCCGGGCUACAGUAACAGUCGCUCCGGCAGCCCGCACAGCUUUACGCAGUCCAUGCUGAGCUACCAAGACGCCGCCACGUUUGGAAGCAUGAUGUCGCUGGACCGGCUUGCGCAGCAGGAUAACGUAUCGCUCAACCACCACCAGCAGCAACAGCACCAGCACCACCAGCAGCAUUACCCGGACAACCUGAUGCCGGACGCGCGGAUCUCGCGCUCGGGCAACAACAGCGUGCAUUCGUCACCGGACCAAGUACGCCGUCACUCGUCUCAGUCCAUGAGAGUUGGCAGCAGCAGCGGCAGCAGACAGCACUCAGUGGUGUCACGCAACGCCAGUAUCAGGAGCAACGGCAGCAACGUAUCGGAUGGCAGAUACCUGCGUUAUGACUCCGAGAUGAACAGCAUGUACAGCGACGCCGUCGACCAAGAUCCGCCACCGCAGCUGCAACGCAACCCCUCAGUUUCGUCUUCCGGCUACUCCAGGACGGUAUCAAGCAUGCAGUAUCCGCACGCCGACCGCAUUAGCAGCUUCCACGACUUGAGCCAGGUGGCGCACAGCAACAGCGGUAUGCUGCCGGCUCCGGGCGACGGUCCGCAGAGACGCUCCCAACACUCGCGCUCAAUGUACGCUAGUCGUGGACAGCAGCAACAGCAGCAGCAGCAACAGCAGCAGCAGCAACGACGACAACAACAACAACAACAACAACAACAACAACAACAACAACAACAACAACAACAACAGCAACAACAACAACUACUACUACUGCAGCAGCACGGGGCAGGCAAUGCCUGGGGCAGCCAGGUCUCGGAGUCCACGACUCUCUCGAUGCACAGCAUGGGUCCCGGCAGUGCGGCGGCGGCCAGUGGCUACAACACACAGGAACCAAUAGUACGCGCCAACGGUUACUCCCAGGCGCGGAGAGCCAGUGCACGUUCACAUGCCGCCAGCAACCACAGCAUGCACCAACAGCAGCAUCAACAGCACCAACAAUUUCAACCGCAGCACCAAGCGCAACAGGACGAGGACUGUUACGAGCAGCCGAUCACCAAGUCCAAAAUCUCUCUGGUACACGGUGAUGACCGUCAGCAAACAAGCGUCCAUGCAGACCCUGCCGCAGCAGCAGAGCCAAUUCCGUUUCAACGGGCAGCCAGCAUGUACAACAGGUCUAAAGACGUAAAGAGUCACGGGCAAGCUGAGGCGCCUGCAGACCCGUCUAGCAUUGGCAUGCCCGAGCCGAUGAAGCGGACGAGCAGCAAGUUCCGCCGCGUCAAGAAUGACCCGGGCACUCAGCUCGAUGCAGGCAUGACCACACCGAGAUUGCCCUCUCCCACACAGCACUCGUCCCAGCUAGAUGGCAGCCCAUCUGCUGCUUCGCUGACUCCGGGCGAGAUACAAUGCGCGUCAAAGCACGGUGAUUACUCCAAUGUCAACAAGUCGAGGAAGAGCAGCACUUCACAGCGGCGCAGACAGACGGAACACGCCGAAGCAGAGACUGCUCCGCCGAUACCUACGAAAACAGUGUUUGGCAGCGAGCCACCCCAUGGCGAGGCUAUCCUCAGACCAGUCGCCAGUUCCGGAGCCCAACAACAGAUCGCCGGGGACGACCGAAUGCCAGCGCCUCUGCCAAGGACCCGGGCGUCGCUACGGAGACCGAAGGACACUACACAGAGCGGGCUUCGGGCAUCCGGUCUAGAUCGGGCCCGCAGUAUGCGCUCCUAAGUGCUAAUCCCAGGGUGGCAGACAGGGACAACUUGGCUUGCUACUCGCCACAGGUUGAAGUCGCAGUCCUUGGGACCCAGGAAUAAUUCCCACAGUGGACUAUCAUCCGGGCAUCGCUGUGUAUGAGGGCCGGCGUUCCAUGCCUCCUCACCGAUGCAUGACCCGACUACAACUUGUGGUGUGUGUGCAGCAAGACGUUGCCAGGCCGUUGAAUGCCGGUUGUGCUGUACACAACAGGGUGCUCAAUCCCCUACGUACCGCAUAGCACGUCACGCGUGGGGUCAAGCUUGUUCCUCUCAACGCAUCCUCUUCAAGAGUAGAUAGGCAAUCAUCACUCAGAAUCUUUCUUUUUCGUGCACAUGCACCACCACUACGCAUGAACGCACAUCUUCAUGCUUGCUCACUGGAAACACAGAGAGCAUGUUCGCACAAAUUGUUGCAUGGAUAAAGCGUGUCGCACGCAAACCAACCCCACCACCUGCAUAGUCUCGCAGUUCUCAAGAACUCCGAAACUAUGUGCCUCACCAUCUUCUUCA
This is a messenger RNA of Sycon ciliatum, 4024 nucleotides long. RefSeq lists its product as uncharacterized. Lineage: Eukaryota; Metazoa; Porifera; Calcarea; Leucosolenida; Sycettidae. The record is from RefSeq and is a predicted model, not a curated record.